This is a messenger RNA of Tribolium castaneum (red flour beetle), 3631 nucleotides long. Its product is annotated as ras-GEF domain-containing family member 1B. Gene Ontology annotation, cellular component: plasma membrane. Gene Ontology annotation, biological process: Ras protein signal transduction; positive regulation of GTPase activity. The record is from RefSeq and is a predicted model, not a curated record. Gene Ontology annotation, molecular function: guanyl-nucleotide exchange factor activity. The transcript is spliced from 10 exons. The coding region runs from base 165 to 2792 and encodes 875 amino acids. Lineage: Eukaryota; Metazoa; Arthropoda; Insecta; Coleoptera; Tenebrionidae.
AGGGAGUCAACCCCAACAUUGCAACGUGUGUUUGUUAGUGUGGUAAAACUGACGCGAGAUUUUAUUUAGUAAAUAAAGCAAAACGACUUUCCGCCAAACCCCAUCAACAAAGUGCCUAAAAUGUAAUCAAGUGUAGAAUAAAAAUGUGCGCCUAAGUGAUUAAAAUGCAAGAGUGCAGCAAGCCCGAGAAACCAAAAAUAAUCGGACCUAAGCCGUCAAUUCCGUCGAAGCCCAAAAUUGUGCCACCUGUGAAUGUCCGGGGCCAAAGGGUUGUUAAGGGCAACGAGCGGUGUUUGGUGAGCGACUCGAGAAGAGCAUCGCUGUCCGAACACAAGCCCAAAGAAAUCCCCAAGGAGGUGAGCCGAUCUUUGUCGCAAACCGAAAAAAGGGAGGUUUUUUCCACACGGACUUCACAAAGUCUGCAUCCGAAAAGUGCCAGCGUUGAAACGAACGUCAAGUAUGACGAGUAUUCAGCCACUUACAUUAGCGAAAAAUGUGAUACACACACUAGCUUCGAAGCCUAUAAGAAAAUCGAAGAGGUGACCCAGAAAGCCCCCAACUCCCCCAGCACCGUCUGCUGCAGUAUCUUAUCCAACGUAACGACCGACUGCUGCGGUAUAAUCAACGUAAACAAAAAAGAGCUCAACGGCAAAACCAUGACUAAAAUCGACUCCCUCGACUCCAACUCGUCCGACUCCGGCGGCUUCAAGGACUUCAUCCAGCUGGACCUCGUCAAGGCCGAGCCCCAGGUCCCCUGCCACCAGCGCAAGGCCUCGCAGCCGGAGUUCCUCGCCGACAAGGCCUUCGGCCACCAGCGGAAGGCCUCCCAGCCCGACCACCUCGCCCCCUUCGCCCACAACAAACAAACCUUCGUGGCCAACGCACAAGCCUUAGCGCAGUUUUUGCCGCAGACUGAACAGAAACUCCUCCAGCACAGGCCCGACGACUCCUUCCGCCAGCAGAUCGCCAAAUUCAGCGCAGUGCAAAAGACUGACGACACCAAAGCGAGGCCCAUACCACAAAUCAUAUCGCAGAGCCAGUUCCAGCAGUCCACCAGGAAGCUGGAGGAGCUGCUGUCCCAGCGGCUGGAGAAGGACAAGGUCAUCAGGAAAGGGCAGAAUUGUCUGCUUGACGGCGAGUCUAGCAGCCAGGACGUGGAGCAGAAAAUGAUGGUGCAGAAGCAGAUGCAGCAGAAGUUGCAAGCGGAUUUGCAACAAACUGUUAAACAAAUCCAGGAGAUACAAAGCAUCGAACUGCGAUUGCCGCAAAACCGAAAAUGGAGCGAGAGUAACAGGAGCCAGCCCGCCAUCGGCCUGAAACACACACCAAAAUCAAGGCCCACAAUAUUUGGAACUGUCGCUUCCGACCUCACACCAAAAGACUGUUCGAAUAGGAGGAGCUUGCCACAAACUCCUCAAACUAAAAGUUUCUCGACUGUCUACAACGGCGAGGCAGUACAGGAAAACGCCACAGAUACCGCCUUGCAGCCAGAUAAUGCCUUGGUCUACCGCGAUGGCAACUUGCUGUCUGGCUCCCUUGAAGCUUUAAUCCAGCACAUGGUUCCAACCGACGUCUACUACCCAGACAGGGCCUACCUAUUUGCCUUUCUAUUGUCUUCACGCCUAUUCAUUAAGCCCCACGAUUUGCUUGCCAGAGUUCGGAGUUUGUGUGAGACGCAGCAAGGACUGGGGAGUGCAAACGGCGGCGCUUCCCAUCCAGGACAGGCCCGAUUUGCCGAACACUUAGUACAAUUGCUUGCAGAAUGGACCGAGACGUUCCCUUACGACUUUAGGGAUGAGAGGGUCAUGCAGCAUGUCCGGACAAUAACACAGCAGUGUUGCGCCAUAAAUCCCAGUAUUCGGGGAAACGUUUCGUCCCUCCUGCACAAUCUUCUUCAGAGGUUGACCGCGCUAGAACAGUACGAAAAAACGCUGGAUUUGUCGGCGCAACCGCAAGAUGAAAACUGCACGGAUAUUUCGGAAGUUUGUCCAGUGCCGGCGGUUCUUGCACAACAACUCACACACGUUGAACUUGAAAGGCUUUCGUUCAUCGGCCCCGAGGAGUUUGUGCAAGCUUUCGCGAAGGAGAAUCCGCAUUUGGAGACGUCGUUCAAAGAUAUGAAGAAGACGCACAAUUUGGAACAAUACGUGCAAUGGUUUAAUAGACUGAGCUAUUUUGUAGCGACGCAAGUUUGUAAAUACCAGAAGAAAAAACAGCGAGUGCGCGUGGUGGAAUACUGGAUUGAAACAGGCCGUGAGUGCUUCAACAUCGGCAAUUUCAACAGUCUGAUGGCCAUCAUCGCCGGCCUAAAUAUGUCACCGAUUUCAAGGCUAAAGAAAACUUGGAACAAAAUCCACUCUGGUAAAUUCGCCAUACUCGAGCACCAAAUGGACCCCAGCAGUAACUUUAGUAGCUACAGAAGCACGCUUAAAGCCGCCAUGUGGCGCAGCCACGGCGCCAAAGACCAGCGACAGAGAAUCGUGAUCCCGUUCUUUAGUUUGCUGGUCAAGGAUUUGUAUUUCCUCAACCAGGGGUGUUCCAAUAAGCUUCCAAAUGGCCACAUAAAUUUUGAAAAGUUCUGGCAGUUGGCGAAACAGGUCACGGAGUUUAUGGCCUGGAAGCAGGUGACGUGUCCGUUCGAGAAGGACCCCAAAGUCAUUUCAGUUCUGCAACAUGGACCAAUUUUAAACGAGAACGCGCUCGCGCUCGCCAGCUUCGACUGCGAGCCCCCGGAGAACAACCAGGAGAAGGAGAGGUGCAAGACGCUCAAAGCCGACAGCACUGCGAUGUAACUCUUUUCGAUGUACAAAUGGUUUGUUUUAACUGAUCUGUAUAUAAUUGAUUGAUGUCUUGGAUUUUAUUUUUGUUUUGUACAGGAUAUAGUUUUCUUUUUUAAAAAACAGAACACUUGAUAAGUGGUUAUUUUCCUAAUAUGAAGUAUUUAAUGUGAUUUCUAGCUUUUUAUCGAGUAAUUUAGUUGGAAACUGGCACAACUUUUAGAGUACCUUCACCCACACGGAUUCCGGUGUUAAAUGCUGAUAUUAAUUGAGUACCUAAUUGCCAUUUUUAUAUUAAGUACCGCUUUAGCUUUUAUUCCUUGAGCGAAGUUUUGAUGUAUUUUUCAUAAUAAAUCACGAAAACUAAAAAAUAUUCACACACUUACAUUUUUGAAAAUUUGUACCUAUUUGUAAUGUUUUAUACCUCAGUGUUUUUACAUAAUGUUUGUAAUGAUGUACUUAAUAUACUUGACCAAUGUAUUAACAGUAUUUAAUCUAAAUUAGUAUUCGUCUUGUCAGGAACUCACACUCAAUCACAUUUGUUAUAAAUACGCCAUGCAAUUUUUCAUUGUAAAUGAAUGUGAUUAUCAUAAAUGGGUAAAUAUUUAUUGGAUGUAACAGAUGUGAUUACUCUAUUGAUUGCAAUGUAGAGCCGAACUCGCUACAUAUGCUUUGCCUCACGCUGCAGAUAGGAUAUUAAACAAUUCAAAAAGACUUAAAUCUAUCAGUAUUCUAGUCACUAGGUAAGAAAUGCAUCGCUAAUUAUUACACUAUAUGUUGUAUUGUAGUUAUUUAUAAAAUAUAUAAAUCAUUUGUAUCGUACGCAUUGUUUUAUGUAUAAACUCUGUAUUAAA